This is a messenger RNA of Ostertagia ostertagi, 543 nucleotides long. Lineage: Eukaryota; Metazoa; Nematoda; Chromadorea; Rhabditida; Trichostrongylidae. The record is from the annotation of a GenBank genome assembly.
AUGGUAAUCUACGUUGUAGAGCUUAUGACGCAUUUGCUUACAAAGUUGUUAUUAUGUACCUUAAUCGGAUUUUGCUUCACGUUUCGCAAGCAAGGUGUGGCAGUGAAGGGGCGGCUCAUGUGUGGAGGAACGCCACUAAGGAACGCCAAAGUGGAAAUCUACGAUUUGGAUAGAAAUCCUGGCGACCCUGAUGAUUUGUUGGAUGAGAACUUCAGCGACAAGGAUGGAAGAUUCGCGUUAACUGGAACGACUCGCGAAUUGACGAGCAUUGAGCCGGUGCUCUACAUUUAUCACGACUGCGAAGACGGGAUAAGACCAUGCCAAAAACGAAUUACGAUAGAAGUGCCAAAGCGAUUCAUUCACAGUGGUACUCCAUCUCAAUGGAUGGAUGUUGGAACGAUGGAACUCUCUAUGACCUAUCCAAAUCAAGAUCAAGUGCCAAAGCGAUUCAUUCACAGUGGUACUCCAUCUCAAUGGAUGGAUGUUGGAACGAUGGAACUCUCUAUGACCUAUCCAAAUCAAGAUCGUAGUUGUAAGAAUUGA